Messenger RNA from Phyllopteryx taeniolatus (common seadragon), 8728 nucleotides. It is a transcript of the gene sptbn2, whose product is annotated as spectrin, beta, non-erythrocytic 2. Gene Ontology annotation, biological process: actin cytoskeleton organization. The coding region runs from base 540 to 7709 and encodes 2389 amino acids. Gene Ontology annotation, cellular component: cell projection; cortical actin cytoskeleton; cell junction. Gene Ontology annotation, molecular function: actin filament binding; structural constituent of cytoskeleton; phospholipid binding. The transcript is spliced from 40 exons. The record is from RefSeq and is a predicted model, not a curated record. Lineage: Eukaryota; Metazoa; Chordata; Actinopteri; Syngnathiformes; Syngnathidae.
CACGCACACGCCGACCACCAGCAGCAGCACCCCGUACACCUUUUCUUCUUUCGGGCUGCUGUACGGGGAGUGCAGGCAGCAGCGGGAGCGUGAGUGAGGUUCGAGCCGAGCGGAGCGUCGGAUGCUCGGCCACGAGCUGCUGCGGAUAUCCGCCUGGUACCUGCCCCUCAUCAGUUCUGUUCCCCAGGCGGACCCUUUUCUUGUGUUUCUACUAGAUUCCGAAAGGGCCUUUUUUUGUUUUGCUGCUUUUGUUAUACGGCGAAUUGUUAGUAAAUGCGGAGGAAAAUGUCUUAUUUUUCGAUGAUGCGGAUGUAACGGAGAGACAUUAGCGUCAUCUGGGAUUAUUUUUGAACGUUUUUAAAUAUAUAUAUUUUUUUAAACCGUUAACGUUUGCGGAGUGGCACGCGUCGAUUGAACGCGAGAGAAGUACGUUUUGAUUCCAUAUUUAAGCGAUAGUGCACAAUAAAAUAUCAGCCGCCAGACAGAGGACAAAACAAGAGGUUGGAUGAGUUUUCCUCCUGUCCGGACGCCUGGACACCAUGAGCACCAUCUCGCCCACAGACUUUGACAGCUUGGAGAUCCAGCAGCAGUACAAUGACAUCAACAACCGCUGGGACUUGGCCGCAGAGACCGAAUGGGACAACGAAAAUAGUUCUGCGCGCCUCUUCGAGCGCUCGCGCAUCAAAGCUCUUGCAGAAAAGGCCAUGGAAUGGGACCACAGAGACAGGGAGCCCUGCUUGUCUCCUGCAGCAUUUGUUAAUCAGGUGCAAUACUCCAAUAUCCUGGAAGGAAGGUUUAAACAGCUGCAAGAUGAGCGUGAAGCUGUACAGAAGAAGACCUUCACCAAAUGGGUGAACUCUCACUUAGGCCGAGUCACUUGUCGCAUCAGUGACCUGUACACGGACCUGCGUGAUGGCCGCAUGCUUAUCCGCCUGCUGGAAGUGCUCUCAGGAGAACAGCUGCCAAAGCCCACUAAAGGCCGCAUGCGUAUCCACUGCUUAGAAAAUGUUGAUAAAGCCCUGCAAUUCCUCAAAGAGCAAAAGGUCCAUCUAGAAAACAUGGGAUCACAUGAUAUUGUGGAUGGAAAUCACCGUCUUACCCUGGGGCUCAUCUGGACCAUAAUUCUCCGCUUCCAGAUUCAGGACAUCAGCGUCGAGACAGAGGACAACAAAGAGAAGAAAUCCGCAAAAGAUGCCCUUCUCUUGUGGUGCCAAAUGAAAACUGCCGGCUACCCCAAUGUCAACAUCCACAACUUCACUACCAGCUGGAGAGAUGGUCUAGCGUUCAAUGCCAUCGUACACAAACACAGACCCGACCUGAUAGAAUUUGACACCCUGAAAAGGUCCAACGCUCACUACAAUCUCCAGAAUGCUUUCAAUGUGGCUGAGAAGGAGAUGGGCCUCACUAAGCUGCUGGACCCAGAAGAUGUUAACGUUGAUCAGCCGGAUGAGAAGUCCAUCAUUACCUAUGUGGCAACCUACUACCAUUACUUCUCAAAGAUGAAAGCGCUAGCAGUGGAGGGCAAACGUAUUGGCAAGGUCCUUGACUAUGCCAUUGAGGCUGAUCAGCUGAUAGACAAGUAUGAGAGCUUGGCCUCAGAGCUGCUGGAGUGGAUCGAGCAGACAAUAGUGACUCUGAAUGAUCGGCAGCUAGCUAACUCACUCAGCGCUGUGCAGAAUCAGCUCCAGGCAUUUAAUUCUUACCGCACUGUGGAGAAACCACCCAAAUUCACAGAGAAAGGAAACUUAGAGGUCCUCCUCUUUACUAUCCAGAGCAAGAUGAGAGCAAACAACCAGAAAGUUUACACGCCAAGAGAGGGAAAACUAAUCUCUGACAUCAACAAGGCAUGGGAGCGACUUGAAAAGGCAGAGCAUGAACGUGAGCUGGCACUCAGAAACGAACUGAUCCGCCAAGAAAAGCUAGAGAUGCUUGCAGCACGUUUUGACCGCAAAGCUGCUAUGCGGGAAACAUGGCUGAGUGAGAAUCAGCGCUUGGUGUCUCAGGACAAUUUUGGAACUGACUUGGGAGCGGUGGAAGCUGCCACUCGUAAACACGAGGCGAUUGAGACAGACAUUGGUGCGUAUUGGGAGCGUGUGGCUGCAGUUGAGGCUGUUGCCAAAGAGCUGGAGGCAGAGGGAUACCACGAUGUGCGACGUGUGCUUGCAAGAAGGGACAAUGUGCUUCGUCUCUGGGAAUACCUCAAGGAGCUUCUGGUUGCACGCAGAGAACGACUCAAUGCCCAUCGAGACCUACAGAGGCUGUUUGAAGAGAUGCGUUACAUCAUGGACUGGAUGGCUGAGAUGAAGAGUCGUCUGCAGUGCCAAGACAGUGGCAAACAUUUGCAUGAUGUUUUGGACCUACUUCAGAAACACACUCUAGUAGAGGCUGAUAUUUCUGCUCAGGCAGAGAGAAUCAAAGCAGUGCAGGGAGCUGCUAAACGUUUCACUUCUUAUGACCAAGCCUACAAACCAUGCGAGCCAGGACUGGUUAGUGAAAAGGUCGACUUGCUAGGCCAAGCCUAUGAGGAGCUUGGGCAGCUUGCUGGACAACGCAGAGAACGCCUGGAGGACUCUCGUCGCCUAUGGCAGUUCCUGUGGGACUUGGGAGAGGAGGCAGCCUGGAUCAGAGAGCAGGAGCAGAUCCUGACCAGCGGAGAGUGUGGCCGUGACCUCACUUCUGCCCUUCAUCUGCUCAGUAAACACGAGGCUUUCAGGGAUGAGAUGGCAGCCCGCUAUGGCCCGCUGAGUAACAGCGUUGCUGCGGGGGAAGCUUUGGUGAACGAGGGAAACUUUGGAGCCCCAGAGAUCACAGAAAAUAUUAAAGAUAUUCGUGCACAGUGGACACAUCUGGAGGAGACGACAAAAUUGAGAGAACAGAAGCUUAAAGACUCAGUGGCCCUGCAUCAGUUCCUAACGGAUGCUAAUGACAUGGAUGCUUGGCUAAUGGAAACACUAAGACAGGUCUCUAGUCAGGACGUGGGUCACGACGAGUUCUCCACCCAAACUCUAGCUCGCAAGCAGAGGGAAAUUGAGGAGGAAGUCAAGAGCCAUCAACCUCUCAUUGAAUCCCUGCAUGAGCAGAACCAAGCACUGCCACAAACCUAUGCUAAUUUCCCUGAGGUGGAGGGCCGGCUACCUGCUAUUGAGCGGCGCUACGAAGAGCUACAAUCUCUGUCGGUGUCUCGGCGCCAGGCCUUGGAAGGUGCUUUAGCACUUUAUCGCAUGUUCAGUGAGGCAGGUGCCUGCCAACUCUGGGUGGAAGAAAAAGAAAAGUGGUUACAUGGCAUGGAGAUCCCGAGCAAACUUGAAGACUUGGAAGUGGUGCAGCAGAGGUUUGAAACACUGGAACCUGAAAUGAACAACGUAGGGACCAGUGUCACCGAUGUGAACAAGGUGGCCGAGCAGCUGUUAACUUCUGACAACUGCAACAAAGACCAAAUCCACCAGACAUGUGACCGUCUGAACAACAGGUGGAAAGAAUUCCAGAAACUGGCUGAUCAAAAGAAACAAGGCCUGGAGUCAGCCCUUAAUAUCCAAAACUACCACCUGGAAUGUAAUGAGAUCCAAACGUGGAUGAAGGAAAAGACCAAAGUAAUUGAAUCUACUCAGAGCUUGGGAAAUGAUCUGACUGGAGUGAUGGCACUACAGCGCAAACUCACAGGCAUGGAGCGAGACCUAGAAGCUAUUCAGGGGAAAUUAGAUGACCUGAGAGAGGAGGCAGACAAACUGGCCAAGGAACAUCCAGAUCAAGCAGGGGAGACUCAAGAUCGCCUGGCAGGAAUACAGGAAGUGUGGGAGGAGUUGAACUCGACCAUGAAACGGCGUGAAGAGUCACUGGGAGAGGCCAGCAAGCUGCAGGGCUUCCUCCGGGAUCUCGAUGACUUCCAGUCGUGGCUAUCCCGCACCCAGACAGCUGUGGCCUCAGAGGACAGUCCCACCUCUCUGCCUGAGGCUGAGAGUUUGCUAGCCCAGCAUGAGAAUAUAAAAAAUGAGGUGGAUAACUACAAGGAGGACUAUGAAAAAAUGCGAGUGGUCGGUGAGGAGGUGACCCGAGGUCAAACAGAUGCACAACACAUGUUCUUGGCUCAAAGGCUCCAGGCGCUGGAUACUGGCUGGCAUGAGCUGCGUCAAAUGUGGGAGAACCGCCACAGUCUUUUGGCCCAAGCGUUCGACUUCCAGACGUUCUUAAGAGAUGCAAAGCAGGCGGAGGCCUUCCUCAACAGCCAGGAGUAUGUAUUAUCCCACACAGAAAUGCCGACAAGUCUCCAGGGAGCGGACGAGGCCAUUAAGAAAUAUGAAGAUUUCCUCACCACCACAGAUGCCAGCGAGGAGAAGAUAACUGGUGUUGUGGAGGCGGGACGGCGCCUCAUUAACGAUGGCAAUGCAAACUCUGAUAAGAUCCAAGAGAAAGUGGAUUCUAUUCAGGAGAGGCAUCUCAAGAAUAAGAAUGCUGCCAGUGAAUUGCUGGCAAAACUUAAGGAUAACCGUGAACUGCAACACUUCCUCCAAGAUGGACAGGAGCUCACAUUAUGGAUCAAUGAGAAAAUGCUGACAGCUCAAGACAUGUCAUAUGAUGAGGCUCGAAAUCUUCACAGCAAGUGGCAGAAACACCAGGCCUUCAUGGCAGAACUGGCCUCUAACAAAGACUGGUUAGACAAAAUCGACAAGGAGGGCCAGGCUCUUGUGGCAGAGAAGCCAGAGUUGAAACCUGUUGUUCAGCAAACCCUCGAGGACCUACAGCGUCAGUGGGAGGAGUUAGAGAGCACCACCCGCACCAAAGCCCAGUGCUUGUUUGAUGCCAAUCGGGCAGAGUUGUUCACACAGAGCUGCUGUGCUCUGGACGGCUGGGUGAAGAACCUUGAGGGUCAGCUGCAUAGUGACGAUUAUGGCAAGGAUUUGACCAGUGUCAACAUCCUGCUCAAGAAGCAUCAGAUGCUGGAGCACCAGAUGGAGGUCAGGGAGAAGGAGGUGCAGUCACUGCAGUCUCAAGCCUUGGCUUUGUCUCAGGAAGAUGCUGGACUUGCUGAGGUAGAUGGUCAACAAAGGCGUGUCACAGACAGCUUUUCCAGCCUUCAGGAGCCUCUUAGACAGAGGAGACAGCGGCUACUUGCCUCCAAAGAGGCCCACCAGUUCAACAGAGACCUGGAAGACGAAAUUUUGUGGGUGAAAGAGAGGAUGCCUUUGGCAACCUCUACAGACCACGGAAAAGAUCUUCCCACAGUACAGCUACUUAUCAAGAAGAACCAGACAUUGGAAAAGGAGAUCCAGGGACAUCAACCCCGAAUUGAUGACAUCCACAAACGAGGAAAGACUCAAAGCCAGGUAGACAAGGAGCGGCAGUCUGUUCUGGAGGAGCGACUUGUUGAGCUGAAAGAACUUUGGGACCAGCUGAUUGACGAGACCGACAAACGUCACGCUCGUCUAGUCGAGGCCAAUCGAGCCCAGCAGUUCUAUGCUGAUGCGGCGGAGGCGGAGGCCUGGAUGGGAGAGCAGGAGUUGCACAUGAUGUCGGAAGAAAAGGCAAAGGAUGAACAGAGUGCUCUCGUGAUGGUUAAAAAGCACCAAACUCUGGAACAAGCGCUUGAAGACUACGCCCAGACCAUUCACCAGUUAGCCAAUAGCAGCCGGUUAAUGGUGACCAGCGAACAUCCAGAGAGUGACAGAAUCACAUUACGACAAGCACAAGUCGACAAGUUGUACGCUGGGUUGAAAGACCUCGCAGAGGAGCGCCGUGGGAGGCUUCAGGAGAGACUUCGUCUGACCCAGUUAAAGCGGGAGGUGGAUGAUUUGGAACAGUGGAUCGCAGAAAGGGAGGUGGUGGCUGGCUCCCAUGAACUAGGACAGGACUAUGAGCAUGUCACAAUGCUGAGAGACAAGUUUCGCGAGUUUGCUCGUGACACGAGCACAAUUGGCCAAGAGCGUGUAGAUGGCGUAAAUGGACUGGCGGACGACCUCAUUGAAUCUGGUCACCCGGAGAACGCCAGCGUCGCCGAGUGGAAAGAUGGCCUGAACGAGGCCUGGGCCGACCUGCUGGAACUGAUUGACACACGCACACAGAUGUUGGCAGCCUCCUAUGAAUUGCACCGCUUCCAUCAGGAUGCCAUGGAGGUUCUUGGGCGCGUCAAGGAGAAGCGGGAGGCGCUACCGUCUGACCUCGGCCGAGAUUUAAACACUGUCCAGCAUCUACACAGACAGCACAAUACUUUGGAAAAUGACAUUCAGGCCCUCAGUGGACAGGUGAACCAGGUGCAAGAUGAUGCCGCGAGGCUGCAAAAGGCUUACGCUGGAGAGAAAGCUGAUGACAUUAACCGGAGUGAACAUGCUGUGAGCUCUGCUUGGCAGGGUCUUCUUGAGGCCGGUGAGUCCCGCAGGGUACUCCUCCUCGACACCGUGGAAAAGUUCCGCUUCUUCAACAUGGUGCGAGACCUCAUGCUCUGGAUGGAUGGGGUCAACCUGCAGAUUGAUGCACACGACAGCCCCAGGGAUGUAUCUUCCGCGGACCUGGUCAUUGCUAAUCAUCAAGACAUCAAGUCGGAGAUUGAGACCCGAGCAGACAGCUUCACAGCCUGUAUUGACAUGGGAAACACGCUCAUCGACAAGAAUCACUAUGCCACUGAUGAGAUCCGGGAAAAGCUCGGUCAGUUACAAGAAAAGAGAGACAAGAUCAACAACAAUUGGCAGGACAAGAUGGACUAUUUACAAAUUAUGCUGGAAGUAUUGCAGUUUGGACGGGAUGCCUAUGUCGCAGAGUCUUGGUUGGCUGGGCAAGAACCUCUUGUGCGGACAGCAGACCUCGGCUCCAAUGUAGACGAGGUGGAAAGUCUAAUAAAGCGCCACGAGGCCUUUGAGAAACUUGCUGCUUCCUGGGAAGAGCGUUUUGUCCAGUUGGAGAAACUUACUACACUGGAGGAGCAGGACAUUCAGAGGCGGCGAGAGGAAGAGGAGAGGGCACGACGGCCCCCCACACCAGCCCCGGUAGAGGAAGCGGUGCGGUCGGAGGUAGAAAGUCAAGUGCAUGACUCUGCGGCCAGAACCAGUCUAGACCAGACAACACUGAAUCAGUCGGUGUCUGUGAAUGGAGUGCACAGUGACAAUGACACGUCACAGGGCUCAGAGUCAGAAAACGGACCAGGUCGAGACAGCGGCUUAGCGUCCUCACGCCUCGAGCCGUCGGCCACGUUACCGGGCAGAGGUGGAGCCGAGUCUGACCCGGACACCGUGGAGGGUAUACUCUGUCGAAAACAAGAGAUGGAGUCGCACAGUAAGAAGGCAGCUACCAGGUCAUGGCAGAAUGUAUACUGUGUCCUAAGAAAAGGAAGUCUCGGUUUCUACAAAGAUGGCAAGAGCGCUACUAAUGGGAUUCCAUACCACGGAGAGGUCCCAAUCAGCCUCGGAGAGGCUGUUUGUGAGAUCGCACAUGACUAUAAGAAGAGGAAACAUGUUUUCAAGCUACGGCUAGGAGAUGGAAAGGAGUACCUGUUCCAAGCAAAGGAUGAGGCGGAAAUGAGCUCCUGGAUAAGCGCCAUCCUCAGUUCCAUUCCAUCGGGAUCAAGAGACUCACCUGGAGGUCCGCGGGUCCUCAACCGUGCUAUGACCAUGCCCCCCAUCUCCCCUGGCACAGUCGAUACCGGAGGUGUGACCAUGCGCAAUAAAGACGGAAAAGAUAAGGAUCGGGAGAAGAGGUUCAGCUUCUUUGGCAAGAAAAAAUAGGACUUUUGUCAAAAUGACCGAUGGAACCAACACGUUCAAUUGAUCCACAAACUGAACGAGGCAGACGUAGAAGUCCAAACAACACACUGGUCUCGGUGCAGCCCGGCGGCGCACUGUAUUUCGACAGCUACAGAAAAUGUACUCUUUCUUUUUUUCCUCUGGUUUUAUCUGUCGCUUUCUUCUUGGUUCCCCAGUAUUUCUCAACUAGGCGCAUCUCAACCACGGAAACUCUCAUCCGGAGACACCACAUAACAGUACUUACUGUAACACAAGCACGUUGUUUGAGGAGAGAAGAAAGGAGACGGGGUGUCCCGUUCAACUCUUGUCCACUAAAUAGGCUCUCCUUCAUUGUUUGAGCUGUGCUCCUGCUGUGUGACUCCCCGAUUGAUGAAAGCUCUUCUUAACGCUUCGCCGCAGACCCUCUUAUUCUGCUUUUGAGCUGUUAUUAAUACCUGACCAAUAUUAAUGCUAUUGUGAUUAUUAUUUAUCUUUUGUUAUUGCUGGUUUGAAGAAAACUAAUUGAUUUGAUUAUCCAUGUUGUGGCGAGAAACAAAGUAAAACUAGUGGAGAAUGUUGUAUUAUUAUUAUUAUUAUUAAUUUGUUUUAGGAAUGACGGUACUUGAUUAUUAUUAUUAUUAUUUUUUAAUAAAGCUCAUUUAAUUUUAGCAGUGUGCAGUAAGUGAACACAAACUGAAUUGGGAAAUUUAUAUAUUUAAUAAGUAGUUAGAUUUUUUUUAUUGCUAAAUUUGCCUGAAUUGAUUAUCAUUGAAGUGAUAUUUUCUGCUUGAUUUGUGAUUUUGUUUUUCUUUUCCUUCAUCUGUACAAAGCAGAGAAAAUUAGUUUUUCUAGUGCGUGUGCGUGCGUGAGUUGUGGUGAUGUGGAUUUUGCACGUCAAUAUUACUCCUCCUCAAAUAAUAGCCCGAUGGAAGCUACAUUUUGGCACUCUAAUGUAGCUGGAAAUGGAACACAAAUACAAAAGAUUACAGGAAUUCUUUCUGGAGAUAAAUGCUUUUUGUUGA